Messenger RNA from Hyaena hyaena (striped hyena), 822 nucleotides. It is a transcript of the gene DNAJB8, whose product is annotated as DnaJ heat shock protein family (Hsp40) member B8. The transcript has a single exon. Gene Ontology annotation, molecular function: ATPase activator activity; Hsp70 protein binding. Lineage: Eukaryota; Metazoa; Chordata; Mammalia; Carnivora; Hyaenidae. The record is from RefSeq and is a predicted model, not a curated record. Gene Ontology annotation, cellular component: endoplasmic reticulum membrane; cytosol. Bases 45 to 740 code for a protein of 231 amino acids. Gene Ontology annotation, biological process: positive regulation of proteasomal ubiquitin-dependent protein catabolic process; protein refolding.
GGGCCCCGGCGCCCGCCUCGCCUGCCCCCCACGCCCCCCUCGGCAUGGCCAACUACUACGAGGUGCUGGGGGUGCAGCCCAGCGCCUCCCCCGAGGACAUCAAGAAGGCCUACCGCAAGCUGGCCUUGCGCUGGCACCCGGACAAGAACCCCGACAGCAAGGAGGAGGCCGAGAAGAAGUUCAAGCAGGUGUCCGAGGCCUACGAGGUCCUGUCCGACCCCAGGAAGCGCGCCGUGUACGACCGCGCGGGCUGCGACGGCUGGCGGGCGGGCGGCGGGGCCAGCGCCCCCCACGGCAGCCCCUUCGACACCGGCUACACCUUCCGUAACCCCGAGGACAUCUUCCGCGAGUUCUUCGGCGGCCUGGACCCCUUCUCGUUCGACUUCUGGGACACGCCGUUCAGCAGCGAGCGCGCGGGCCGGGGCCCCGGCCUGCGGGGCGCCUUCUCCGCCGGCUUCGGCGAGUUCCCGGCCUUCAUGGAGGCCUUCUCGACCUUCGACGCCCUGAGCCGGGGCAGCGGCGCCUGCCGCACCGCCUUCUCGUCCACGUCCUUCGGGGGCUCGGGCGGCUCGGGGUUCAAGUCGGUGAUGUCGUCCACCGAGAUGGUCAACGGCCACAAGGUCACGACCAAGCGCGUCGUGGAGAACGGGCACGAGCGCGUGGAGGUGGAGGAGGACGGGCAGCUCAAGUCGGUGACCGUCAACGGCAAGGAGCAGCUCAAGCGCAUGGACAACAAGUGAGGGUCCGGCCGCCCGGCCACACGGGCCGCCACUCGGGCCGCGAGCGCGGCUGAUGCUUAAUAAACGUGCCAAGAGAGCUCGU